This is a messenger RNA of Microcebus murinus (gray mouse lemur), 5668 nucleotides long. Lineage: Eukaryota; Metazoa; Chordata; Mammalia; Primates; Cheirogaleidae. The record is from RefSeq and is a predicted model, not a curated record.
GGCCGUGAGCGCGAGAGCUCGUGCGCCCGGCGCAGCCCGAGCCCCUCGUAGGCGGGCGCCGAGCGCGGGCUGCUGCGGCUCCGGUGCGCUGGCUGGGAGCCCGAGGCGCCGAGACCCAAAGGCAGGCGAGAUGCGGGCGCAGCUGGGGCGCGGGCAAAGGGAAAGCGAAAGCCGGGCUCCCCGCUGGUGACUGGGCGAAGGCGCCGCGCUGCCCUCCCGACGCCCGCAGCACCUGGGCCUGUCCUCCCGGGCCGAGCCCGGCGCGCAGCAGCCAUGGCCAUCGCCCACCUGGCCACCGAGUACGUGUUCUCCGACUUCUUGCUGAAGGAGCCGACCGAGCCCAAGUUCAGGGGGCUGCGGCUGGAGCUGGCCGUGGACAAGAUGGUCACAUGCAUCGCCGUGGGGCUGCCCUUGCUGCUCAUCUCGCUGGCCUUUGCGCAGGAGAUCUCAAUUGGUACGCAAAUAAGCUGCUUCUCCCCAAGUUCUUUCUCCUGGCGCCAGGCCGCCUUCGUGGACUCUUACUGCUGGGCAGCUGUUCAGCAGAAGGACUCGCUGCACAGCGCUUCUGGAAACCUGCCACUGUGGCUGCACAAGGUAAUGGGAGACACUUCCAAAUCUGACUUGUUUACUUUGUAUUACGCUACGGAAGCAAAGGCCAGGGAGGCUGUGCCAGCACAGAUACGUAUAGCCGACCAGGGCUGCAUCUCAGAUCGUAAAACGGUGGCACUUUAUAAAGUCAAAAGGAACCUCAGCGAUGACUUGGUGGAGGACCUUAGUGUAGCAGAUGGGGAAACUGAGAUUUUGUGGGAGAUAUCUGAAAGCCACUUCAAGUACCCAAUUGUGGAGCAAUACUUGAAGACAAAGAAAACCUCUAAUAACUUAAUCAUCAAGUACAUUAGCUGCCGGCUGCUGACACUCGUCAUUGUACUAUUGGCAUGUGUCUACCUGGGCUAUUACUUCAGCCUCUCCUCGCUCUCGGACGAAUUUGUCUGCAGCAUCAAAUCAGGGAUCCUGAAAAACGACAGCACCGUCCCUGAUCAGUUUCAGUGCAAGCUCAUCGCCGUGGGCAUCUUCCAGUUGCUCAGCUUCAUUAACCUCGUGGUGUAUGUGCUGCUGGUUCCUGUGGUUGUCUACACGCUGUUCGUUCCAUUCAGGCAGAAGACAGACGUCCUCAAAGUAUACGAAAUCCUGCCCACUUUCGAUGUUCUGCAUUUCAAGUCCGAAGGGUACAACGACUUGAGCCUCUACCAUCUUUUCAUGGAGGAGAAUAUAAGUGAGCUCAAGUCCUACAAGUGUCUCAAGGUACUGGAGAAUAUUAAAAGCAGUGGUCAGGGCAUCGACCCACUGCUACUCCUGACUAACCUUGGCAUGAUCAAGAUGGAUAUUGUGGAUGGCAAAACUCCCAUGUCUGCGGAGACGGUGGGAGAGGAGCAGGGGGACCAGAUGACAGAGCUCAAAGGUCUGAACAUACCGAGUGAAACUAUAGCAAAUAAUGGAGCGACGAAUGCACGGCAGAGACUUCUGGAUUCUUCUUGCUGAUGAUUUUUUUUUUUCCUUGAACUUCAAAUCUGUGACUUCUGCAACAUGGGAUUCACUUUGGCUAAAGCAUAAAGGACCUCCCUGUUGGGGUCACAGCUGAUUUGCAGUAAAUGGUUCUCGGUAGAGAGACGAAGCAUGUCUUGAUGAGUCCCUAACGAAAAGUGUUAUGGAAGAACGUCCAUAGUGUUAUGGACAUUCCAAGUGUUACGGCUUAUGGACGUCCCAGAGGACGGGACUUGGAGAUAGGUAACCCGUAGCAAGCAGGUGUGUGUAAGUCCUCAUCACAUGAAAAGUGGAGAGACCAGGAUGAGUAGUCAAGAGAAGUAGCCCUUUUGAGAGCCUCGGAGAAACAUCUUGCUGGACCCACGGUGCGAUGAGACCCAGGGCUGCUAGAGAGCAAGCACUUUGGGAGAUUUGUUUUGUUUUACAAAAUAAUAAGUACAACAGGACAUAAUUUAACAUCAAUCUCUUAUGUGCACUUAAUGACUGUUAGAUGAGAAAAGUAUUCACCGGCUAACUAAUGGCCCACAGGUCGACCUGUUCUUGCCUGUGUCCUAAAUUGGGUGUAAAUCUGGUGCCUUGGCUCUUGCACACUCAAGCUCUCUUUACACUUACCUGUCAGCUUGGCUACUGGAGGUCCCGUCACCACUGUUUGUUGCACUCCGCCCAUGCUCUGCUCUGACCGAAAACUUAGUUAAGGAGAUGGAAUAUCAAGGAUGUUCACAGCGGCUUCAAUUCAGGAAAGAAUGCUUCAAAAAGAGCCCAGCGGAGAGAUCUGAACUGACAGAAGUUAAUUUAGUCACUUUCAAAGAGGCGUCUACAGGGCGUUCCCCUGUUAUCAAAGGCAUUUCAAGCAGGAUUUUAGUUCAACGCAUUAAUGGAACACAGGAAUAUUUAAAGUAAAGGACACUUUGCCUGAUAUGAUAGAGCACAUGAGUGACAUUGGUGUGCUCCAUCCAUAUGGUGUGCUUGGCGCCAGAACAACUGAGAAGUUUAUUCUGUUUACAUUUAAGCACAGCUUUAAAAAUUCAUUUUAAUUUAUAUAUAGUGUUAGGAUUUAGGCCGUUUGUGAAAACCAUUCUAGCAUUAAUGGAGAAUUAUAGAAUAAAGGUUACAAAUGGAUGGAUAAGACAGUGCGAGCAUCAUUUCACAAACGUUUAAGACUGACGCAGACUAUAUGAAAAACUGUUCCCAGUUCUAACCAUGUAAAUUGAUCUGUGUUCGUGUUUUUUACAGAAAAAAAAAAAUCUUUAACAUCUGUGGACAUUCCCAUUUUUAUUCUUAGCAAGUUAACACAUAGUUUAAGUGAGUCAUCCUCAGGAACCACAAAGUUUACUUUUGACUCUUAGGGACAGUUGUUUACCUAAUCAAAUUACUGUUUUGUGACGGACAGAAAUUAUAUAAGCUGCUGUCUGCCUUUCAGAAUUUUGAGAAAAGCAGAUUUUAUUUGUGCUUCUGUGACAGUUUCUGAAAGCUAGUGAUAAAUAUCAAGGUUGCAAUCAGUGCUUUCAAUUACUUUCUAUUCCAUGACAUUUAUUACUGUUGAAUUAUAGUGUGACUUAGAAAUGGCGGUAACCAAAUGAUUGAUUUUGCUACAAUUUUUAUACCACUGUUUCUGAGAUAGUCCAUCACAAUUCUCUACACUGGUUUCUUUUGAAAAUUUGCAAAGAUGUAUGAAAUAUAUUUUUGUAGAAUAUGACUUUUUUUCCAAAAAGCUCCUUCUUCCCUGUAGACUGCCCCUAAUUUGUAUUUUGAAGUGGUAGAAAUGGAUAUUUUAUUUUAGGAGGCCAGGAACUCUCUAAGCCUCACCACAUGUAAUCCUUUUAUCAAGAGUUUGUAUAAUUGGGGUCUUGGAGCUCACUAAGCUCCAGGAGGGUCUGUGAUGUCCCAGACGCCAGGAACAGGCUGGGUGUGCAGAUAUGAAUAGGCAAGAGUAAAAGCAGCAGAGACAAAGGCAAGGAGGAGGAGGAGAAGGCAUAGCCACAAUAAAGGCUCUGCCAGAAAACUCCUAGCAAAUGCUGUAUGUUCUUGGGAGACACAGUAUUUUCUUCUCUCUCCCAUAGUUUCUGUAACAGCUGGUUUUGAGUCUAGUUAUAACUUUUUCCCAGAGGCAGAUACCCUCUUAAGGUACUUUAGCCACAUACCCUGUAGGCAGAAGUUUGGGCAAAACACUAAUAGUGAUCUUGAACAGUAAGGGCUCUACUUGCCUUUGAGUCUUCCCUUGCAGGGAAUGGGGAGAACAAGCCUGGGGAGGUGGCGGAUGAGUGGCAGUCGUGGCUCCAAAGGGCUAGUAUGGAUGUCUGGUGAUGCUUUCGAGCUUGGGAAAAAGUAUUAUUAGGAAAGUUAACUCAUUAGAUAGAUCUUUAGAUAGAUCCUAAAUGACCACUCUAGGGUAACUUUCUAGCUCAUGUCUCUCUAGUAAACCACUGUGAGGCUGCUGAACCAGACUCGUAGCAAGAGUGUCGCAGCUAGAAAUGACACAGGUCGUUGUGAAAGCAGUGUUCACACCUUUAAUUUUACCAGGGGACAGGCAGAGACCUCUAAUGCCUAGGUCCCUAAACUGUGAGGGGUUACAAACCCCCUUGCAAAUAGUUUUAAAGCUGUGGCCCCUCUGCUCAGAUAUACCCACAUUUUAAAUGCACCUGCAGCGGCCAUGGUAGUCUGUGCGUGAGAGGCUGAGAAGCCGUGCCCUAGAACGGCAAGCCGGCAAGCCACGCGGCACAGAGCGGGGCUCCCUUUGCCCUUGAGAAGCGACUUCUUCCAGCAAUAAGACUCGGCCGUCUGUUUGCUUUAGUUGAGUCAUGUUUGCAUACUUUUGAGUGAACUGUACCUUUUGAGUAACUGCCUUCAUGUUCUAGAGUGAGACUGAGCAAGGUCAGUCAAAGUCCGAGUGGCAGCAGCAGGCCUGGGAUGACCAGGCAGCCUAUGUGGACGGCUGUUUUCUCCCCGGCCACAAGGCGUGGUCUUGCAGAUUCAAGUAAUUGUCUUGGUCUUGCAGAUUCAAGUAAUUGUCUCUGCUCAGCAUGUCUGGAAUAUGGGGAGGGUGGGCGUAAUACUUAGAAAAUGCUUUGUCCUGCUUUACAGCUGUGCUGUGAGAAAGCUAGAAACUUCCAUCUGCAUGGCGGGUCUGGUUUGCAUGAAUAUGUUUCGCUGGAGGAAGCUACGUGUCCACUGCGGCCUUUGUGCUGUGAGAAUUAGGUCAGCCGUGAGAGGUGGAUCCUUAGACACCUUUUAAAAUGUGUCCAUGUUUGGCUUAUUUUGCUUAUUGUCAGUCCGGGGUCCAUUAAACAUCUCUGAAGGUAGGAGUUUUUCUCUACUGCUGUAGCACAAGCUCCUAAAACAGUGACUGGUGUAGACUGGGCAUUCUGUAAAUAUUUGUCCAGCGAAUCAACAAAUUGUUAGGAUAAAUCCUAGUUUGUUGGCAACUUUGAUUUGAUUUUUAAAGGAUAGAUGGUUCCCCUGCAAGAGAAGGCGAUGGGAGGCCCAUUUGGCCCCUUGGUAAAGAGAGGAAUAUUUCCGCAAAUAAAUAGGUUUCCACGUUAAGUAGUGACUGUCCUUAAGCCUUUUAUUGUGGAGCAAGUCGUGACCACUUUCUAAGUGCAGUCCAAGUUCAAUGUUGACUCGCAGUCAUUAGGGAAAUUGAGGUUUUGAAGGUCCUGGUCUCAGCAAUUCCCCAGAAUAAGCCUCUUGAAAGGGGAUGUUGAUUGAAAUGUGCAAUUACCAGUAAUUGAGGUUUUUAUCUGAGGGCACCAAGAUGAAAUGGCUCCUUCUGAGCAAUCAUUGACAUUUUGUCCCUAUUUUCACAAGUAAAGUUGAGACCUUUAAAAAGAUUGACAAAGAUGAUACUGUGUCUUAUGUGGAAUAUAAUAGAUAUUAAUUUGUGAUUGGUUUUCUUGCCUGCUUUAAAUGAAAUGUAUUGUGUUUCUGUGUUCCCCUUUUAGCUGUAAAAAUACUUUGUCACCAAAGCAUGCGGUUUAAUCAGUAAUUGUUCCGCAAGUUCCUGAAAAUUAUGAACGUUCCUUAUGCCUUGAGUGCUUUUUUCCCUGCCCACCAGAGGAGAAAAAUCCUUGCAGAAUUCUACAGGGUUACAAAUGUUCCUUACAAAAACUGAAGCCAUCAGCUCCUCUUU